CACACGCCAGCGCUCCGUGUGGCCUUGCGUCCUUCAGUCCUCAGGACGGCAGCGAGCUCUCUGUCACCACCAGUUACAGACGAGGAAACGGAGGCAGCGAGCGGGAUGGACCCCUUCGAGGACACGCUGCGGCGGCUGCGGGAAUCCUUCCGCGCGGGGCGGACGCGGCCGGCGGAGUUCCGGGCGGCCCAGCUCAAGGGCCUGGGCCGCUUCCUGCAGGAGAACAAGCAGCUUCUGCAGGAGGCGCUGGCGCAGGACCUGCGCAAGGGGGUCUUCGAGGCGGAGGUGUCCGAGUUCAGCAUCAGCCAGGGGGAGAUUAACUUGGCGCUCAGGAACCUGAAGGCCUGGAUGAAGGACGAGAAAGCAACCAAGAACCUGGCCACGCAGCUGGACUCCGCCUUCAUCCGCAAGGAGCCCUACGGCCUGGUGCUCAUCAUCGCCCCCUGGAACUACCCCGUGAACCUGAUCCUGGUGCCCCUGGUGGGCGCCCUCGCCGCAGGGAACUGCGUGGUGCUGAAGCCAUCGGAAAUCAGCCAGAGCACAGAGAAGGUCCUGGCUGAGGUCCUGCCCCAGUACCUGGACCAGAGCUGCUUUGCCGUGCUGCUGGGCGGGCCUGAGGAGACGGGGCAGCUGCUGGAGCACAAGUUCGACUACAUCUUCUUCACGGGGAGCCCCCGGGUGGGCAAGAUCGUCAUGGCCGCGGCCGCCAAGCACCUGACGCCCGUCACGCUGGAGCUGGGGGGCAAGAACCCCUGCUACGUGGACGACGACUGCGACCCCCAGACCGUGGCCAACCGUGUGGCCUUCUUCCGCUACUUCAACGCCGGCCAGACCUGCGUGGCCCCCGACUACGUGCUCUGCAGCCCCGAAAUGCAGGAGCGGCUGGUGCCCGCCCUGCAGAGCGCCAUCACCCGCUUCUACGGCGAGGACCCCCGGGUCCCGGACCUGGGCCGCAUCAUCAGCGACAAGCAUUUCCAGCGGCUCCAGGGCCUGCUGGGCUGUGGCCGUGUGGCCAUCGGGGGCCAGAGUGACGGGAGUGACCGCUACAUCGCCCCCACGGUGCUGGUGGACGUGCAGGAGACGGAGCCGGUGAUGCAGGAGGAGAUCUUCGGGCCCAUCCUGCCCAUCGUGAGCGUGAGGAGCCUGGACGAGGCCAUCGACUUCAUGAACCGCCGGGAGAAGCCCCUGGCCCUGUACGCCUUCUCCAACAGCCGCCAGGUGGUCCAGCAGGUGCUGCACCGGACCAGCAGCGGGGGCUUCUGCGGGAACGACGGCUUCAUGCACCUGACCCUCGCCAGCCUGCCGUUCGGAGGAGUGGGUGCCAGCGGCAUGGGCAGCUACCACGGCAAGUUCUCCUUCGACACCUUCUCCCACCACCGCGCCUGCCUGCUGCGCCGCCCUGGGAUGGAGAAGAUUUACUCCAUCCGCUACCCGCCCUACUCGCUGCGCAACCUGAGGGUGCUGCUGAUGGCCAUGGAGACCCGCAGCUGCACCCUGCUCUGAGCCCGCCUUGGGCAUCGGGCACCAAGGGUCCCUCCUGGCUCAUGUCCAAGUCCUACGCUGUCACCUGUGGCUGGUGGAGGCGCGACCUAGGGUCCGGGGCACAAGGAGGAAAGACCUGCCAAGGCCACAACCCAGCCCAGCGCUUGCCCUUCUCCUUCUCAGGGCGUCCCUCUUCCGGCCCUCGGCUGCCCCCUAACUAGGAGGGGCUAAGGUGAGGGAGUGUGCGAAACCUCCGAGAGCCACCUGUCCCAGGCAGACGAGCCACCUGUCCCGGGCAGAUGGGGGCACCCCUGAGCCACCCCCUUCCUGUGGAAAGGGCAGCAGGCCGCAUCGUGGACCUGCUGUGACCCAGGCUGUCCCUGUCCUGAGCUGCUCCCCGUCUCCACAGUGGAGAUGACUAACGCCUGUGUCUCUGAGAUGGUUGUGAGAUUACAUUUAGGAGCUUAAUAAACGCGAGUCGCCACCCCAGGCUCCAGACACUCUGUCUCCUCACUUGAGCGGGGUGAGGCUGCUUCCCUCCCCUCCCCCCACCUCUCCCCGCGGGUCAGGCUGAGACGCCUGCAGCAGGAUCUCCUUCCCUCCAGCUCAGGCUCCUUGGGAGCUCUGGACACACUCCUGUCCCCCAGGUGGCCAGCCCCGGGCACUUCACCCACACCGGACUCGUCCUAUUCCCUGCCCCGCUCACCCUCUGGGGCGCUGACGCCAUGGAACGGUCCCCACUACACUCAGCCACAAAGCCCUACUCACCAGCCUCCUGCUCAGCGCCCUAGUGUCAUCUCCCUCGUGUCACCUCUCAGUAAUCCUGAUGAUCCCAUGGUACCACACAACUCCCCUGACCCGCACACUAACCCCUCCGUUCAGGGCCAUCCAUAACUCACCCCGUCCCCCUCGGGAAGUUCUGCCACGGCCCUGUGCCCACGCGCUCGGCUUGUCCUCCUCUUCUAAAUGCAUGGGACGUGUCCUUUUCGGGAGGGUCUCUGCCAUUCUUGUCCUGCUCAACUCCUACCGGCAUUCUGCCUCAACAUCACCUCCUCCAAAGCCUUCCCUGACCACCUCCCGCGCCAGCCCCCUGCCCCACCGCGCGCGCGAGCACACACACACGUGCAGGAGGCCUGCAGAGACUUCUCUGUGUCUGCAGCCUCCCGUGUCCCUCUGCCACACAGUUCACCGAGAGGAUCACAGACUUGGUGGCUGGCGAGGGCCGGGACUCCCGAGUUAUCAAGACCCAGGUGCGGCUCCGGAAGCAGCGCUUCGCAGCUCCGCGGCUUAGGCCAAGUUAACUAAACAAGGCUGCGUCGCGGCUUCCCCACCAGUAAAGCGAGAAUAAUCUGUCCUCCACGCAGGGCUGCUGUAAGGAUUAAAUAAAGCCGCCUGCGUGACGGCUUAGCGGAUUAGCGUGGAGUAGGAACGGCUCCGGCACUGCCUAACUGCACG
This is a messenger RNA of Phyllostomus hastatus (greater spear-nosed bat), 2937 nucleotides long. It is a transcript of the gene ALDH3B1, whose product is annotated as aldehyde dehydrogenase 3 family member B1. NCBI's taxonomy places the organism in Eukaryota, Metazoa, Chordata, Mammalia, Chiroptera, Phyllostomidae. Gene Ontology annotation, biological process: aldehyde metabolic process. Gene Ontology annotation, molecular function: aldehyde dehydrogenase (NAD+) activity. The record is from RefSeq and is a predicted model, not a curated record. Gene Ontology annotation, cellular component: cytoplasm.